AUUCCCACUUGCAAUAUCUUCAGCAAGACGUGUAUCACUCAACACCUUUGUUUUGGACGCAUGAAAGUUACGCGUUUUGGUAAAGGUGGAUUUAGUAGGUCCACCACUAAAAACUUCUCCGGGUCAUGUGGCCUACCAAGCAGCACUAACUCUGAAACUUAUCAAGUUUCUUCCUUGGUUGGGUCACGUGUUUAAAGACUUAUUGGUAGCUUCAUUGAUUUUCAUCCUCUGUGUUCCUCCAAGCUCAGUUCCUCAAAGUGUCUGGUUUUGUACCUGAAGAGGCUCUUCGGCUACUGAUACUCUGUCUUUCGGGGUCUUCGGAGAGCGAAGCAAAUCUGGGCUGCUUUAACUGUUGACAGGCAAGACACCAUGAGAAGACUUUGGCUUCUGGUUUUAGUGAUUUUUUACAAUGAGUUAUUUCUGUAUGGAGUUAAAACAAGCGCUUCUGGAGCACCCAAUGUUGUGAACAUUGGGGCAAUUCUCUCAUUCAAAUCUACCAUUGGGAAGGUUGCUAAAGUGGCGAUAGAAACUGCUGUCAAAGAUGUGAAUUUGGAUCCAGCUGUUCUUGGUGGAGCUCAGCUUAAGGUUAAAAUGCAGGACACCAAUCGCAGUGGAAUUCUGGGCAUUGCUGAGGCCUUACAGUUCUUGGGAGCUGAAUCAGUGGCCAUAAUUGGUCCACAGGAUUCUGUUACCGCUCAUGUAGUCUCCCAAGUUGCAAAUGAGCUUAAAGUUCCUCUACUGUCAUUCUCAGCUGCAGACCCUACCUUGUCUUCACUUCAGUUCCCAUUUUUUGUUAGGACUACCCAGAGUGAUCUUUACCAGAUGGCUGCAGUGGCCGAAAUCGUGAACUACUACGAUUGGAGGGAGGUAAUAGCAAUCUAUGGAGAUGAUGACUAUGGAAGAAAUGGGAUAGCUGCAUUAGGAGAUAAGCUUGCUGAGAAACGUUGCAAGAUAUCAUUCAAAGCACCUUUGAGCCCUCAAGCAACCCAAACUGAAGUCACUGAUUUACUGGUUAAAGUGGCUUUAACUGAGUCUCGGAUUCUUAUUGUUCAUACUUUUGCCAGUUGGGGUCCUGUGGUGUUUCGCGUGGCUAAAUACCUCGGGAUGAUGGGACCUGGGUAUGUUUGGAUAGCUACUAACUGGCUUUCUACUUCCUUGGAUACUAAUUCUCCUCUUCCUCCGGAUGUGAUGACCGACUUUCAAGGUGUUCUUACGUUGCGUAUGCACACACCAGAUUCGAAACUCAAAAGGAAAUUUGUUUCCAGGUGGAAGAACUUAACUAAGGGCAAUACAUCUGACGCACAAAUUGGUUUAAGUACUUAUGGUCUCUAUGCAUAUGAUACAGUUUGGCUGCUUGCUCAUGCAAUUGAUUCUUUUUUCAAGCAGGGUGGCAAAAUUUCAUUUUCAAAGAAUCCCAAAUUAGCAGAUCUACAAGCACGAAACUUGCAUCUUGAUGCAAUGAAGAUCUUUGAUGGAGGGGACUUGUUGCUUCAGAAUAUUUUACAGGCUAAUGUGACUGGCAUAUCAGGCCCUAUCAAGUUCAUCUCAAAGGACCUUAUAGAUCCUUCAUAUGAAAUCAUCAAUGUGGUUGGAACGGGAUAUAGAAGGGUUGGUUAUUGGUCAAAUUAUUCAGGUUUAUCAGUUGAGCCUUCGGAAACACUUUACAGAAGUCCACCCAACCACUUGAGCUCAAAUCAGCUUCUAUACAGCGUCAUUUGGCCUGGAGAGACGACAGAUAAGCCACGAGGAUGGGUUUUUCCUAACAAUGGAAGACACCUGCAAAUUGGAGUGCCAAACCGGGUUAGUUUUCGUGAGUUCGUCUCUGUAAAAGGCACUGAUCUGAUUUCUGGAUUCCGCAUUGAUGUAUUCACUGCUGCUCUUAACUUGCUGCCAUACGCUGUCCCAUAUAAAUUGCUUCCAUUUGGGGAUGGCCAUAACAAUCCAAGUGGUACUGAGCUUGUACGUUUGAUCUCAGCAGGGGUUUAUGAUGCUGCAGUGGGUGACAUAGCAAUCAUCACAAACAGAACAAGGAUGGUUGAUUUCACACAGCCAUAUAUGGAGUCUGGACUGGUUGUGGUCGCCCCAGUUAGGAAGCUGAACUCUAAUGCUUGGGCAUUUCUAAGGCCAUUUACUCCAAGAAUGUGGGGUGUCACAGCUGUCUUUUUCCUUGCUGUUGGUGCAGUCGUUUGGAUUUUAGAGCAUAGAAAAAAUGAUGAUUUUCGAGGGCCUCCUAGACAACAAGUUGUCACUGUUUUCUCGUUUAGCUUUUCGACGAUGUUCUUUGCCCAGAGAGAAAACACUGUCAGCACCCUUGGGCGCGCCGUGCUGCUUAUAUGGCUUUUUGUGGUUCUUAUAAUAAACUCAAGCUACACUGCAAGCCUGACCUCAAUCCUUACAGUGCAACAACUUUCUUCUCCCAUCGAAGGCAUUGGCAGUUUAAGAGCAAGUAAAGUUCCCAUUGGGUAUCAACAGGGUUCGUUUGCUAGAAACUAUUUAGUUGACAACCUGGGCAUCGAUGAGUCGAGACUUGUACCUUUUAACUCACCAGAUGAAUAUACUAAAGCAUUGAAAGAUGGUCCAGAUAAGGGUGGUGUUGCUGCAGUAAUCGAUGAUCGCGCUUAUGUAGAACUCUUCCUCUCAACCAGAUGUGAAUUCAGUAUUGUAGGUAAAGAAUUCACUAAAAAUGGCUGGGGAUUUGCCUUUCCGCGUGACUCACCUUUAGCAAUAGACAUGUCAACGGCAAUUUUGAAACUGUCAGAGAAUGGUGAGCUUCAGAGGAUUCAUGACAAAUGGCUCUUGAGAAGUGCCUGUAGUUCACAGGGAGCAAAGUUAGAAGUUGAUCGGCUGCAGCUUAAAAGCUUCUGGGGACUUUUCUUGCUAUGUGGAUUAGCUUGUCUGUGUUCUCUCUUCAUAUAUUUCUCGCAGACGGUUCGUCAGUUCUGUCAGCACUGUCCUAAUCAGGAUUUAGGGCCAACUGGUAGAAGUUUGCGAUCUUCUCGUAUUCAGACAUUUCUUUCAUUUGUUGAUGAAAAGGAGGACGUAAAAGUCCACUCAAAGAGAAGGAAUAUAGAGAACCUAACAGAAAAAGACGCUGAAAUGAGUAGUUCCCACUCCAACAGAAGGCAAUGCAACUAUUACAGUCUUGCUGAAAGUGGAGGUGUUUGAUCGAACAUCAAUGUUCAGAAUGUAGCACUAAAAUAUACAACAGCCUUGUAAUGAUUUCAGUGAAGGAAGAACAACAAACAUACAGGGUUACUUUGCAGCCAUAAUUAGAUUAAUUAAAACUGACUUCAUACA
Mangifera indica (mango) is the source of this 3297-nucleotide messenger RNA. Its product is annotated as glutamate receptor 3.6-like. NCBI's taxonomy places the organism in Eukaryota, Viridiplantae, Streptophyta, Magnoliopsida, Sapindales, Anacardiaceae. The record is from RefSeq and is a predicted model, not a curated record. Gene Ontology annotation, molecular function: signaling receptor activity; ligand-gated monoatomic ion channel activity. Gene Ontology annotation, cellular component: plasma membrane.